Molecule: messenger RNA, 3309 nt
Organism: Leptosia nina
Lineage: Eukaryota; Metazoa; Arthropoda; Insecta; Lepidoptera; Pieridae
Source: the annotation of a GenBank genome assembly
AUGCCGAAAAUACCAUAUAAAACGGAAAAAGAGGACGAGGAAGACUACGAGAUCGUGUCUUUCGAAGACUUCUGUGACAAGUCACCCACGGCGAAGGCGGACUUAUUGACUUUAAACGAUAAUAUUAACUAUCGCUUAUUCUUUGAGAGUGGAAAAGAGAACAAAUGUAAUGAGAGCGGGGCGGCAUCUGCCUCCGGUGCCUCCGAAAUUCAGACAGAGACUUCUUUAAAUGGGUCUAAAGCGUCGCAUAAGAGAAAGAUUCCCUUUGCGCCGUUCGGUAAGAGCGAUAAGGCGAGACGCGGUUCCUUGUUCAGCGGUGUCAUCCCCAAAGCGAGGAUAGAUGGAGAUGUACGGGAACAUAGAUAUGAAAGGUUUUCUUCAAACCAAGGGUGCCUCAAUCGUUGGUUGGAACAAGCUGGUACACUCUUACCCGGAAUGCUUGUUGCUGGCCUGUUAUGUGCCCUGGGUGUGGCAACCUGGUGGGCUGUGGCUGGAGCGUUGGGAGGCGGUUGGGGGGAUGAUCAUUACAGAAGGUUAUGGGAAAGAGUUCAUCCCGAAGAGGUAAAGAAACCACUUACACCACUUACUUUAGAGAAGCCUGUUAUCACGGAAUAUCGUUAUCAUGAUCACAACAACCUAAGCACCAAGAACCGAAGUAAUGCCACUGACAACAAGAAGAAAGAAGUGAAAAAGGGCUUCCUAGAACAUUCUCCGGAGGUGAUGAAGGAACUGUGUGCUCGGAUAGUAGAUGAUGAUUUGCGGUUCGACUGCUAUCCACAAUUUGGUGCAAAUGAGGAAGGGUGUGUAAAAAGAGGUUGCUGCUGGAAAGUCACAGAUACACAAAACGCGCCAUAUUGUUUUUACCCACCGCAAUACGAAACAUACCAAUUCGUUAAUAGCACAGAGAAUAAACAUGGCAUGACAGUAUACUAUUCGCGGUCUUAUGACACUGGCUACCCUGGACAGUUCAGUGUUGCCAGGAUAGAUUUUAACUAUCUCUCUAAUGAAAUACUACAAAUUAAGAUAUCCGAUGCAGAACACAAAAGAUUCGAACCCGCUUACCCUGAAGUGCCAAUGGUGUUCAAUUCUGUGUCUGAAAUGAAGUACCGGGUGCAAGUUGAUAGUUCGGCUGUUGGUUUUAAAGUUGUACGAAAUUCUGAUAAUGUCACGAUAUGGGACGCUCAGAAUACAGGAGGGAUGAUACUAUCAGAUAAAUUUCUGCAAUUCUCAGCAAUUCUACCGACCAACUAUACAUAUGGCCUUGGAGAAAAGCAGGACAGAUUUCUGAACGACUUAAAUUGGAAAACGCAUACGAUUUUCAAUAACGAUCAACCGCCGACGGAAAAUGUACAUUUGUAUGGGUCUCAUCCGUUCUACUUGGCGCUAGAAACAAAUGGAAAUAGUCAUGGUGUUAUAUUACUCAAUUCUAAUGCUAUGGACAUUGUUCUGCAACCGACGCCGGCCAUAACCUACAGAACGAUAGGGGGCGUUCUCAACUUCUACAUGUUCCUUGGCCCCUCCCCCUCUGACGUCGUAGCGCAGUACACCGAGAUCAUUGGGAAACCCUUUAUGCCGCCGUAUUGGGCGCUCGGCUUUCAUUUGUGCAAAUACAAUUACGGCUCUCUGAAUGUAACGCGUGACGUUUGGCAGAAGAACAGGGACGCCGGAAUACCAUUUGAUGUUCAAUGGAACGACCUCGAUUACAUGAGCAAGGGCAACGAUUUCACCUACGACACGGACAAGUUUUCCGGUUUCCCAGAUUUUGUGAAAACCGUACACGAAGCUGGCAUGCACUACGUUCUGUUAUUCGAUCCGGGCGUGAGCGCGUCCGAGAAACCGGGUGAGUAUCCACCAUUCGACCGGGGACUGGAGAUGGACAUUUUCGUCAAGAACUCCACGGAUCAACCCUUUGUCGGAAAAGUAUGGAAUAGAAUAUCCACGGUGUGGCCAGACUUCACCCACCCCAACACAACGGCGUAUUGGAAGGAAAUGAUGGCCGAUUUCCAUCGGAAGGUCAACUUUGAUGGAGCGUGGAUUGAUAUGAACGAACCCUCCAACUUCCUAUCCGGGUCUAUGUACGGGGAGUGCACCCCGGAAGAACUGCCCUACAAGCCGAUAUCAAUAGCAGCGGAGGGGUUGAAACACAAGACGCUCUGUAUGGACGCGAAACACCAUGCCGGCGCACAUUACGAUAUCCACAACUUAUACGCCAUCACUGAAGCCGUCGCUACUAAUUCUGCCCUAGCAGAAAUACGAGGGAAGAGGCCGCUUAUAAUAUCCCGGGCAUCUUCCCCUGGCUUAGGACACUUCGCGGGGCAUUGGAGCGGGGACGUUUUCAGCAAAUGGCACGACCUGAAGGCGUCAAUACCACAGUUACUUAGCUUCAGUCUUUUCGGUGUCCCACUUAUGGGGGCAGACAUAUGUGGGUUUAUCGGCGACACGACCCCGGAAUUGUGCAAGAGGUGGAUGCAAUUGGGGGCAUUCUAUCCGUUCUCGAGGAACCAUAAUAGUGAUACUGCUAAGCCCCAAGACCCAGUGAGCAUGGGUGAAAGCGUGGUGGAUGCUUCGCGAACCGCUCUGCGCAUGCGCUACCGUCUUUUGCCAUAUUACUACACACUCUUCUGGCGAGCACACAUCGACUCCGCUACUGUCGCUAGGCCUUUAUUCUUUGAAUUCCCACAAGAUCCCCGUGUAUACUCCAUAGACACUCAAUUCCUGAUUGGAGACCACAUAAUGAUAACGGGAAUACUGGAAGAGGGGGCGAAUUCGACUAAUGUCUUCUACCCGGGACCGAAUCCUUGGUAUUCCUUCAAUACGGGAAAACAACUAGCUGUUGACUCUUGGAGAAGUAUCGGAGACGACGAAAUGGUCGCUGUUAGAGGUGGCUCUAUUCUAGUCCUACAAGAACCGCCAGUCAAAGGUCCAGUGAAUACUGGCAACACCCGCAGUCUACCACUACAGAUACUUAUAGCACCCGAUACCGUCGGGGUCGCUAGCGGCGAACUUUAUUGGGACGAUGGCGAUAGUCUGAACAGCUACGAAGAGAAGAAAUACACUCACAUAGUCUUCAAAGUAAAAGAAAAUGAAUUAACCAGUUCCAUACAAUGGUGGGGUUACGGAGUUCCAUCGAUUAACAAAAUCAAAGUCUUCGCGCAAAAUCCCAUCAAAACGGUUACAGUCAACAACGCGGCAGCAACGUUCAGCUACGACCAAAAGACGAGAGUGCUCACGAUUUUGAACAUUAACGUCAAUUUGGAUAGAUCGCUAAGUGUUAAAUGGACUAUUCAAAAAAUGACGCAGAAAACAUAG